Molecule: messenger RNA, 3273 nt
Organism: Ictalurus furcatus (blue catfish)
Lineage: Eukaryota; Metazoa; Chordata; Actinopteri; Siluriformes; Ictaluridae
Gene: lctla
Product: lactase-like a
Exons: 14
Coding region: 435-2144 (569 amino acids)
Biological process (GO): carbohydrate metabolic process
Molecular function (GO): beta-glucosidase activity
Source: RefSeq, a predicted model, not a curated record
UUCACUGGAAAGUUGUUAAACUGUAUGCCUUAUAAAUCUUUUUUUCUUGUACAGUAUGUUUAAAGAUUUUACUCCUCAUCACCUCCAGUGGAACCCUGCCAUCUGCUAGAUCAUCCUCAUUAACAUUAUUUUGCUUACAGCAUCAAAUCUGUGUUUCUAUUGAACCUGUUUGCACCAGCACUUUUCCCUUUUCACCCCACUGAGCGUGAAUGGAGGGUAUUUGUGCCAGCGUGUGGGUCAUGAGGUUCCUGAAUAGCAUCAGGAGCUGCUGGAUGUUUCUCUUCUACUUUGUGGUGGCUGUACAGCACCUUUCGAGAACAAUGUGAGGAUGAAAUAAGUCCAGAGAUUUGGGUUACAUUCUGGCAUUUUGGGACAAAUGCAUAGAGAAGAGCAGGUACAAUUAUUGAAAGACUGACACAUACCAUAAGAACACAAUGGCACAGCACAGUCUUCUGAGCUUGUGCCAUGUUCUCGUGUUGGCAUUGUGCGUUUCGGCAGCUGAGGAUUUUGACUGGACCAAGAAUGAGAAAGGAUCCUUUCAUUAUGGCACUUUCCCUACUGCAUUCUCUUGGGGUGCUGGCAGCUCAGCAUAUCAGACUGAGGGAGCCUGGAAUAAAGAUGGCAAAGGGAUGAGCAUCUGGGAUGUGUUUUCACAUAAAAUAGGCAAAACCCACCUGAACGACACUGGAGAUUCUUCCUGUGAGAGCUACUACAAACUCAAGGAUGACAUCUUGUUAAUGAAAGACAUGAAGCUGAAUCACUACCGAUUUUCUAUUUCCUGGCCAAGGAUCCUACCUACUGGAAUUAAGUCUGAUCAAAUCAAUGAAAAGGGAAUACAGCACUAUGACAAUCUCAUCAAUAUGCUUCUGGAGAGUCAGAUCACGCCCAUUGUAACCCUUUAUCACUGGGAUUUGCCUCAGGUUCUUCAGGAGAAAUAUGGUGGUUGGCAGAACAGCAGCAUGGUCAAUUUCUUUAAUGACUACGCCAACCUGUGCUUCGAGAGAUUUGGUAAUCGGGUAAAACACUGGAUCACUUUUAACAAUCCAUGGUCAGUUGCAGUGGAGGGUUAUGAGACUGGUGAACAUGCUCCUGGACUGAAACUGAAAGGCACUGGCGCCUACAAGGCUGCCCACAACAUCAUUAAGGCUCAUGCUAAAGUUUGGCACACUUAUGACAUCCAGUGGCGAAGCAAACAGAAAGGGCUAGUGGGCAUCUCUCUGUCUACUGACUGGGGGGAGCCAGUGGACAUCACCAAUCAGAGGGACAUUGAAGCAGCUGACAGAUACAUGCAGUUUUACCUGGGCUGGUUUGCUGCACCACUCUUCAGUGGAGACUAUCCUCAAGUGAUGAAGGAAUAUGUAGGCAAGAAGAGUGCACAGCAAGGCCUGGGGAGUUCCCGUCUGCCCACUUUCAGCCCACAUGAGAAAAGUUACGUCAAGGGCACCUGCGACUUCUUGGGAAUCGGCCACUUCACCACACGCUACAUCACACAGAAGAACUUUCCCUCAAACCGUGGAGGUACUUACUUUACUGAUCGGGACCUAGCAGAGCUCGUAGACCCGCUCUGGCCUGAUCCUGGUUCUGAAUGGCUCUACUCUGUGCCGUGGGGCUUCCGUCGGCUGCUUCACUUUGUGAAGACGCAGUAUGGAAACCCUAUGAUAUAUGUGACAGAAAACGGCGUCUCAGAGAAGAUAGUGUGCACUGACCUGUGUGAUGAAUGGAGGAUACAGUACUUCAGGGAUUACAUCAAUGAAAUGCUUAAAGCGGUUAACGAUGGGGUAGAUGUGAAAGGAUAUACAGCGUGGUCUCUGCUUGACAUGUUUGAAUGGGAUGAGGGCUACUCUGAGCGAUUUGGCCUGUACUAUGUGGACUUUGACAGCAAAAAUAAACAGCGUUACCCAAAAGCCUCUGUUCAGUUCUACAAACGCAUCAUCAACUCCAAUGGCUUUCCCAAUCAGAGAGAGAUUGAGAGCUGGAAAAGGAAAGCGACAGAAACCUGCACCUCUAGUAACCAGCUUCUAGCAGCAGAUCCACUGAGCAGUCACAUGGAGCUGGUGACGGAGAUCGUGGUUCCUACCGUGGGUACUGUCUGUAUUCUUCUCACUGCCGUCUUCCUCAUGUUCCUCCUGAAGAGUCGCCUCUGAGGCCUUGAGUUCUGUACAUGCCAGCCCUUCCUGUCCUUCUUAAGCACAUUCCUCUCUUCUUCAUCUGUAGCCUCUGGAGUUAUCGAAUACCUUCUGUACAGCAAAUAAAAGACACAGUUACGUCAUUAUUGUCAGUAUUACUAACAGCAACAUUAUGAAAGAAAUCUGCUUGUACGUGAAAUACAUCGCUGGAAAAUGUCCCAUUGCAAAACAAUAUAUUAAACUCUCAGUGGACAACUUAAUGAUUUGCUGUUUGAUCUGAGGUAAGGGUGAAUUUUGGAAUCUCCAUGUGGCUAUAGACAUUCUGGAUUAAUAUUUGGUACUUCACUUAAAAACAUACCUUUUUUUUGUUUUGUAAUUCUCUGAGAGAUCAUAAUGAAAGUCGGUAUAUGCGAAUGCACGAUGGAAAUGCGAUGUGCAACAUCCAUAUCUUAAAUAAAGGUCAUAACCCUAUAUUUAGUUUCAUUUUCUCUUAUGUUGUAUGUCUCUAAACAAACUCUAAAUCAGUCAGUGAAACCAAACUCAACUAAACAAUAUGACAAUUACACAUAAUAUAAAAUAAAAAUAGAAGAAUUAGCAACAAAUAAAUGACAUUACACAUUCAACACACACACACACACACACACACACACACACACACACGCUGUAUGUUUGGCACAAUCUAAACUUUACAAAAAUAAAAACAGUAAUUUAUGUAAUCCAUUCAUCUCCAGUAACCACUUUAUUUUGGUCUGGGUUGUGGUGGUUCCAGAGCCUGUCCCUGGCAAACUGGACAGAAAUACAUCCAAAACGGUAAACUCAUUGACAUCUCAGGACAUCUACCAGCAUGUGUAAGCCGUAGCAGCACAAUGGUGCAGUCAGUAGUGUUUGGCUUUCUCUAUACAGUGUGGUUUUCCUCUGGGUUCUCCGGUUUCCUCCGACCUCCCAAAACAUUCUAGUGUUUGGACUGGCUGAUAGUGUGAAUACGUGUUAUAGUGUGAAUAACAGUUUCUUCCAUGAGGCAGUCAUUUUACUCAACACCCUGUUGUCUCCCAACGCUCACCUGGGCUAGUCAAACACCUAACUCAGUAUGACUCUGUACCACUGCACUCUGCACUUAACAAAGCUGCAUCAGACACUUUAUGGAAAA